Messenger RNA from Orycteropus afer afer, 2703 nucleotides. It is a transcript of the gene WDR97, whose product is annotated as WD repeat domain 97. Gene Ontology annotation, molecular function: protein binding. Lineage: Eukaryota; Metazoa; Chordata; Mammalia; Tubulidentata; Orycteropodidae. The record is from RefSeq and is a predicted model, not a curated record.
CUUGAGCCCUUGUCCCGGCCCCCGCUCAUCGCGCUGCCCACUGCCCACCAUCCCCUGCACAUCUCUGUCUGCAGUGUGGCCUUGUCUGUCACCCAUCAGCCGAGGAAAACCUCUCAGCAACCAGUGUUGAAGGCGGACUUUGAAGCCCUAGUUGCCCGGGACCAAGACCUUCAGAGGCUGAGGCUGGGCCUGGUGCUCCCAGCAGCCCGGCACCCCCUCUCCUGGCAGCAGCGCCAGGAAGCUUUUGACAAAUACCUGCAUCUGAUCUACGGCCCAAGGCUGGAGGGGGUGCACUCUAGAAAGGCAUCCCAGCAGUGGAGCUCCAUGACCCUCUCCAUGGAGAAAGAGACCUGGGGUGCCAGCACCCCGCCAACAGCUGCCCACAGCCUCCAGUGUGCUGGGGUCUGCAAGGAAGAGCACACAACGCCAGCAGCCCCACCCCUAAAGGGCCUGGGGAGCCUGUCCCAGCACUUGGCUCGCCUUUCCAGGGCCGCCUUGCCCAUCCCGCCCGGCUUCCAGAAGGUGCACAGCAGGGCGUCACAGCUGCUGGCCCAGUCCUCACUGAUGCAUCUGAGCCUCAGCCUGGACCUGCAGCUGCAGCCGCAGCACUUCCGGGAGCGGGCGCAAGUGUCCCUGCAGCCCCUGCCCUCCCACCUGCCAAAAGGGAUCCUGCUGAAGAGGCACUCCAAGGAACUCCUCUGUAACUUCAAGGGCUUCUUCCCUGCCACCGCUCAUCCCCCAGACCAGCCCCUCCGGCCCAUCCUCUUUCCCGGCUUUGUGCCCAACUCGGUGGUGCUGCAGCACCUGUGGCUGCCAAAAGAGAUGGGAGCCCUCGGAGCCCUUGCCCAGCUCUCGUCGGGCCCCAAGAGACCCAAGCAGAGAAUGAGCCAGGACGACCAGUGGCUGUCGGGGCGCAGAAGGCGCGGCCGCGCGUGGCGCCAGAAGCUGCUCCGCUGGCUGCGGGGAAAGCCCGAGGACGAAGAGGAGGAGGAAGAAGAGGAGGACAAGGAGGACAUGGACUGGGGCUCGACUCCCACCUCCCUGGGCCCGCCGGGGCCGUGCUCAGAGCAGGCCUCGGAGCCGGAGCCAGAGGCUCAGAGCGCGGCGCACUUGAGCUGGGAGCCGCGGGGCUCCAGGUACGCAGACUACUCCGCGGAGAUGUACCAGAGCGCCGGGUUUCCCCAGAAGCACCAUCCCUGGGAGGAGCGCUACGCACACCUGCCCGGGUUCCUGCAUUACUUUGUCGGCGAGAACUGGUUCAAAAAGCUGUUCCCCAUCUUCACCCUGGAGGCGUACCCCGAGGUGGCCACGGUGGAGGGCCUGGCCUCGCUGCUCAUGCGCUUGCUGGAGGAGGCCUCUUGGGCGGAUGGUGUGUACAUCCUGGACGCCCUGCUGAUGUUGCUGCCGAACGUGAGUGGCGACCUCCGCAGCCGCCUGCGGGCCAUCCUCCUGCGCUUGCUCAAUCUGGACCAGCCGCCGAGCCUCCAGGACCGGACGCAGAGGCAGUUCGUGAUGCUGGCGCUGCAGCUGCUCCUGGCCUGCUCCCUCGAGUCCCGGGACGUGGUGCUGGAGCUCAUGUCCUACUUCCUCUACUCGCCAGCCGACUGUCAGCCAGAGCUCAGGAAGCUGCUGCGUGCGCUGGGCCUUCAGGACUCGCAGGGUUUCCUGUUCAAGGAGAUGACGACCUGGACCCAGGGCUCGGAACUCGACUCGAAGGCCUCGCUGCGCAGUCGCUGCGGCCAGAAGCUGGAGGGCAUGAUCCAGAGCCUGCAGAUGGAGAUCUUGCAGCCAUUUGCAGCGAGGUUGUCUGUGGCGCUGUCCAGUGCCCCGGAGUCCUCGGAGCAGGCCCUCUCCAAGGGAAGCCUGUCUCAGGACUCCCAAGACUCAGGGCCGGCCUCGCACGUCUUCCGGACGUCUUCGCGCGCCUCCGGGACGUUCUCGAGCCUCCCGUGGCCACCCGCGCGCGUCUCGGAAGGACCUUUGAGGAUGAUCUCGUCGCCGGUGCUGGACUUGGUCGCUCGGGACUCGCAGGCCGAGCCACCGCUGGAGCAGCGGCGCAGCUGGCGGGCCAGGCGGACGCUCUCGGACUCGCUGCGGGCCUUCUGCGCCAUACGGGACGCCUCCACGCGCGCCUCGGCGCCUGCUACCCUGCAGGGCCUGUUGCUCCCGCUCGAGCUGGCCGACUGGUCACGCUCCCAAUUGCUGGACCUGGAAUCCAUCGACGCGCUCAACUUCUUCUGCGAGCGGCAGCUGGAGCGGCAGCGGAAUUCGUUGCAAGAGGAAGCCAAGGCUGAGUCCAAGGCCGAGGCUCAGGCUGAGCGCACCAGUUCCCACCGACUCAACACCGUACUGCGGCGGCCCCUGGAUCACCGGUGCGCGCGGACGCGGGCGGGCGCGGGGGGGGGGACGCGGGGAGCUCCCGUGCCCGAGCCAGCCUUCUUAUGCCGCAGAUACCAACCCAUCCUUCGGCUUCAGGAGUCCAGGGUACAGACGGAUCGGAUGAACCUGAGGGGCUGGAAGCUGCCUCGGCUUGGUGUAGGUGGCCCCCUGCGGGUGCUGAAGCUACCACUGCCUCGGGCGGAGCCACAGCCCUUUCCCCCUGACUGGCCCAGGCCAGCCCGCCCGCUGCCCCCACUGCUCCUACAGCCUGCCCUGCAGCGCUACUUCGUGCCCGACCACGCGGACCCUGAUGGCUACGGUUGA